CGGAAGUUGUUUUCUCUCAAGACAUCGAUUAUCACAUGAUAAUUUACAAAUCCAAUAUUUCAUUGCAAAAUGGCUGGUGGUUUAGACAGAGCUAAGAGUAGUCUCCCAAAGAUUAAAGAUGAAGAAAGAGAAUCUAUGUUUGGCAAUGUGUUUGCUGUUUCUGGACCAGUCGUCGUGGCACAGAACAUGGCAGGAGCUGCUAUGUACGAGUUGGUUCGAGUCGGACAUUCAGAAUUAGUAGGGGAGAUCAUUCGAUUGGAGGGUGACAUGGCAACCAUCCAGGUUUAUGAAGACACAUCUGGUGUAACUGUUGGAGAUCCCGUAUUACGAACAGGAAAACCUCUAUCUGUAGAAUUAGGUCCAGGUAUUAUGGGUAGUAUUUUUGAUGGUAUUCAGAGACCUCUUGCAGACAUUUGUGAUAUCACACAGAGUAUUUAUAUACCUAAAGGUAUCAACACACCAGCUUUGGACAGAAGUAAGAAAUGGGAGUUCGAACCUCAAGGCAAUAUCAGAAUUGGUAGUCAUAUAACUGGAGGUGAUAUUUAUGGAGUUGUAUAUGAAAAUAUUCUAGUCAAACACAAAAUCAUGUUACCACCACGAGCCAAGGGCAAGGUCACAUGGAUAGCUGAACCAGGUUGUUAUGAUGUUAAUGAUGUUAUAUUAGAAACAGAAUUUGAUGGUGAAAAAUCUAAAUUUACCAUGUUACAAGUAUGGCCUGUACGUACAGUUCGUCCAGUCACCGAGAAAUUAGCUGGUAAUUACCCACUGCUCACAGGACAGAGAGUGUUAGAUGCUCUUUUCCCAUGUGUACAGGGUGGAACAACAGCUAUCCCAGGUGCUUUUGGAUGUGGUAAAACUGUAAUCUCACAAUCUUUGUCUAAAUAUAGUAACAGUGAUGUCAUUGUCUACGUAGGAUGUGGAGAAAGAGGAAAUGAAAUGUCUGAAGUAUUGAGAGACUUCCCUGAGUUGACUAUGGAAGUUGAUGGAAAACCAGAAAGUAUUAUGAAGAGAACAGCUUUGGUUGCCAAUACAUCAAACAUGCCUGUAGCUGCUAGAGAGGCUUCUAUUUAUACUGGUAUUACAUUAUCUGAGUACUUCAGAGAUAUGGGUUACAAUGUAUCUAUGAUGGCUGAUUCUACGUCCAGAUGGGCUGAAGCUUUGAGAGAAAUUUCUGGACGUUUGGCUGAAAUGCCUGCUGAUUCUGGUUACCCAGCAUACCUAGCUGCUAGAUUGGCUUCCUUUUAUGAGAGAGCUGGUCGUGUCAAAUGUCUGGGUAAUCCAUCUAGGGAGGGAAGUGUCAGUAUUGUAGGAGCUGUGUCUCCACCUGGUGGUGAUUUCUCAGAUCCUGUAACAUCAGCUACCUUGAGUAUUGUACAGGUGUUUUGGGGAUUAGAUAAGAAACUUGCUCAACGUAAACAUUUCCCAUCUAUUAAUUGGUUGAUUAGUCAUAGUAAAUACACAAGAGCAUUAGAUGAGUUCUACGAUAAAAAUUUCAAUGACUUUGUGCCACUAAGAAAGAAGUGUAAAGAAAUUCUACAAGAAGAGGAAGAAUUGUCAGAAAUUGUACAGUUAGUAGGAAAGGCAUCUUUAGCUGAAGGAGAUAAAAUCACACUAGAAGUUGCCAAACUAAUUAAAGAUGACUUUUUACAACAAAAUGGUUAUACACCUUAUGAUAGAUUUUGUCCAUUUUACAAGACUGUUGGUAUGUUGAAGAAUAUUAUAGGAUUUUAUGACAUGGCUAAACAUUCAAUAGAGAGCACAGCACAAAGUGAAAACAAAGUAACAUGGGCAAUUAUUAGAGACCAGAUGAACGAUUUAUUGUAUAAACUUAGCAGUAUGAAAUUUAAGGAUCCAGUCAAAGAUGGAGAGAAGAAAAUAAAAGCAGAUUAUGAAGAAUUACAUGAAGAACUUCAACAAGCAUUCCGAAAUUUAGAAGAUUAGAAUAUAAUUCAAACUUAAUUCUGUUGACCAUGACGAUUGUUAUACUAAUAAUUAUUGUUUAGACUGCUAGUACUUAUAUAACACAUCUAAUGAUCCAAGCAGGUUCUUGUUGACAAUAUUAUUCAGAAUUUGUGUAACUUAGAGUAGAUGUGCUAAGAAAAAUUCAGAUAAACACAAAUAAUGUAAAAAUGUCAGGCAUUUUUGCUGCAAUGUUAUAAAUGUAUUGAGUCCAGGAUUCUGAUUAAAAAAAAAUCAUUUACUCCAUUUUGCCAUUUUUGUUUUCAAACAAUAUUUUUAUUUAUUUAUUCACUGGUUAAUAAUACCCUAUCUUUGUAAUUAAGAUAUCAAUAAAGAAUUGAGUGAGAAGAUUUUUUAUUCUUAAGCUUUUUUUCAUAUAGUGCUAAAAAUAACAUCGUGAUUCAGGGAGACUUUGAGUAAAGAGAAACAUUUAAUAUAUAAACAUUCCAUUUCAUAAUAUGUAAAAUAAAGGUGGUUGAUGUAAACACUGAUCUGUACAAUAAGCAGGUAAAUGAAAUUAAAAACAGUAAAAUUAAUAUUUGUUACAAUUCAAAAAUCAGUUUUUUCCGAAAGAAACAGUUUUAUGUAAUUUUUUUUCAUUUCAUUUUCAAAUUAAGUCAAUAAAAAAAUCUUUGAAAUACACAAAACAUAUUUUAAAGGAUGUCUCUCAUUUUUAUAUAUUGUAAAAUAAAAACUGCUACAAAUCUUUUUAGUGGAAAUAGAAUUAUCUUUCUUAAAGGGAGAUAAAUUAUCAAUCUUAAAGGGAGAUAAGUUAUCAUUCUUAAGGGUAGAUAAUUCGCUAUUCACUUAAAAAGAACUGACUGAAAAUAACCAUUAAUCAUGUGUAUAUAGUCACAAUAUAGAGUGUCAAUGUGAUUGUGAGAUUGUUGGUGGUACAUGUGUGUUGAUAGUAUGAAAUACAGUUGAAAUCCAUAAGUAAACUAUUCAGCACCCCCUAAAUGAGAACAUUAAAGAAUGAAAAUCUAAAACAAUUUCCCGAUUUUUGUUAAUUACUGAAUUAGUUAUGGAUCUGUCUCUUUCAAGUAAUUUUGUUUAAAUUAAUAUAAGUUAUAUAGCAAUAGAUAGAUAUAUAUUUGGAUAUUACUGUGAUACGUAUGUGAAUGUCUUAAUUUAGUUAAUUAUUUCACAAACAUAAUUGUUCUCUAUAUUAUAAUGAAGAAGAAAUUCGUAUUGCCUAUAUAUGAUGGUUUGAAUAAAACUGUUUGUCUAAUGUGAAUAUCCUAUUAAACAACAAAAAUGAACAUUUAGGGAAUAAAAGGGAGAAUGAUUGCCUUUAUAUAAUAUCUUUGAGUUCUAGUCAGUUGAGAAUAUUGCAUUGUUCUACAUUCCAAAAUAAAUUGUUUUCUUCAAUUUUGAGAUGACCCCUGUUUUAGAAAAAGGGUGUCCACCUACAAUUUAUUGUAAGGCUGUCAUUUGAGUGUCAACAUAGACCACACUUAAAUAAGUGGUAGUUUUAUCAUAUUUUUGGUGAAAAGGGGAUCUAAACCAUUUAUUUAUAAGAAAUAAAAUUAUGGCUUCAAUUUAUUUGUGUAAUAAUGUGCACUGUAGUUGUAUUUGUUUCCUUGUUUGAUUACUGAAUAUGCAUGAAUACAUAAAUUAUUGAAUUGUACAUAUUAAUGCAUUUGAAUUUUCAAAUAACAAUUAAUUAAACUGAAAUGAGAAACUUACUUUUAAGGAAAAUUCAUGUUAAUGAAUUUUCCCGAAAAGUAUAUUUCAGAGCUAUGAGUGUAAACUUGAAGUUAUGCAAAUAAAGUUUCAAAACAAUGAUACCUUUCCAAAUCUGCUUAUUACUAAAAUCAGAUGUGAAUCUAGGAUUUAAAAAAGGGAGGGGUCUCGGCCCCAAUGUAGGCAAUGUUCAGAGCUGGACUUAUAAAAAGUUGAUGCAUUAGCCAUAUAUAUAUCUCCUUACAUGGAGAUCCCUGGCACCCUGCACUCCCUACCCCUAAAUUAUCAUCUUUGAUUUUUUUUCAUAUUCUCAUCAUAUUUAAUGUACAUUAAUCAGGCAACAUUGUAUAAGAAAUAUGUAUUUAAUGUUAGACAGUUUUAUUUGUUAGACAUAUGUGUUACAUUGUUUUCUACACCAGUACAUGUAUGUUAGAAAAAGUGAUGCAACAUUUACAUAUAUAUACUAUCUGGUAU
Mytilus trossulus (common blue mussel) is the source of this 4119-nucleotide messenger RNA. Its product is annotated as V-type proton ATPase catalytic subunit A. NCBI's taxonomy places the organism in Eukaryota, Metazoa, Mollusca, Bivalvia, Mytilida, Mytilidae. The transcript has 15 exons. Bases 70 to 1941 code for a protein of 623 amino acids. Gene Ontology annotation, molecular function: proton-transporting ATPase activity, rotational mechanism; ATP binding; ATP hydrolysis activity. Gene Ontology annotation, biological process: proton transmembrane transport; ATP metabolic process. Gene Ontology annotation, cellular component: lysosomal membrane; proton-transporting V-type ATPase, V1 domain. The record is from RefSeq and is a predicted model, not a curated record.